Messenger RNA from Ostrea edulis (European flat oyster), 3267 nucleotides. RefSeq names its product protein-glucosylgalactosylhydroxylysine glucosidase-like. The coding region runs from base 525 to 2444 and encodes 639 amino acids. Gene Ontology annotation, molecular function: catalytic activity. Gene Ontology annotation, biological process: carbohydrate metabolic process. The transcript is spliced from 10 exons. The record is from RefSeq and is a predicted model, not a curated record. Lineage: Eukaryota; Metazoa; Mollusca; Bivalvia; Ostreida; Ostreidae.
UUUUAAAAAUUAUUUUUAGAAUACCCAGUGGUAUUACUUUGAUAUAAUAAUUUUUUUUUUCUUUGAAUAUUUGAAAAAGUUCCGCUCCUAUGAGUACAUUCUGUCCUUUGAUUAUUUCAGUAAACUCCAGUUAUUUCCAUGUCACACAUUGCAGUCUAUCCUUUGAUUAUUUAAGUAAACUCCAAUUCAUGUCACACAUUACAUUUUGGAACAUCGUAACAGGUUACCAAAUGAUGCACGCAUCCUUCCAACGAUUGGUAAUGGUCACAUAGCUACAGUGGUUAAAACAGACACGAUGUGCAUGAAUGGCCUUUACAACGGUUACGCCAUCAAAACUCACAGAGCACAACUACCAGCCAUAUUGAUUAGAAAUGUCACGUUCGACAGCCGAGUCAGUUCCAACUACAGUAUAGACUUCAAGAACGUUGUAGCGAAAUUUGUCAUCCGCCAAAAAAACGACCACUUCCGGUGAGCCACUUGCAUUUUCAAUUUGCUUCGUUAUAAAGCACAUUACUUCACCAGGUAUGUUUGUGGAGAGUCACACGGGACAGGGGUUUUCGGUAGUGUUGAAGAUGUACGCCCAUCGGUCACUUCCCCAGCUAAUGGUGACGGAGGUAUUCAUACAAAACGAUCAGAACAAGACGCUACAGGUUAACCUUAACAGUGGAACAGCAAAUGUGACAGACUUCGACGAUCUUGACAAAAAGCUUAGUGGGGAUAGGACAUCACCCUCAGAGGAUGUUGGGGUAUUUUAUGGAAGAGUUAAGGAGUUUGAGUAUUCCUGGACUCAGACCCAGGACGUUACAAUGGUUUAUUCACGGAUCCCCUCGGCUAUCUCUGUCGAUCCACAACAUAGAUUGGCAAGACUGUUUCUUCUAAGUGUUGACAGCAAUCGACAAGUCGCCAGGGAACGCUUUACAGAAGGUGUUGACCAUUUUCUUAACAACACACUUGAAUCUCAGCAUGUACAAUCUUGGCAGAAUUUAUGGAACAGCGGACGUAUCGACGUAACAGGAAACGACAAACUCGCCACGUUGACAUAUUCUUCUCUUUAUUACAUACUCAGUUCUCUUCCCCUGUCGGAGAAUCCAGAUUUCAUCGGCCUUUCUCCAGGGGAUCUCGCACAUGGACUAAUGUAUAAUGGACACGUGUUCUGGGACCAAGAAACCUGGAUGUAUCCGCCCAUACAGCUAUUCCACAGUCAGAUUGGUAAAGCCAUGAUAAAGACCAGAGUCAGGACCUUAGACAACGCCAAACACCAGGCGAUGAUGAGGGAUUUCAAUGGCGCCAUGUACCCCUGGGAGAGCGCAUUCAGUGGAUAUGACGUCACACCAAUUCCACCAUAUUUUCAGUUUGAGAAGCAUAUAACAGGCGAUAUAUCAUUCGCCGUCAGACAAUACAUCUACCUGACACGUGACACACAUUUCUUAAUCCACGAACGAGGGAAUGAAAUGAUAAGGGAUAUCGCAGAGUUCUGGGCAUCACGUGCAGUCUUUAAUAAAAGGACUGGUUUAUAUGAAAUAUAUAAUGUGAUGCCACCGGAUGAGGAACACCAACAAGUGAACAACUCGGUCUACACCAACACUGUGGCCAAGCUAAGCCUGGAGUUGCCAGAAUUUAUUGACGGUAUUUUGGGCCAGCAGUCUAAGGCUCUCUAUAAGGAGGUGGCCGACCGCCUGUACAUUCCAUUCAAUGAAACAGGACAGUACCACCCAGAAUACGAUGGAUACCCACUAGGUGAAAAGGUCAAACAAGCUGACGUUGUAUUGAUGGGGUUUCCUCUGAUGAUAGCCAUGCCCGAGGACGUGCGCAGAAACGAUCUCCAUAUUUAUGAAAAUGCAACACCGUCCGGACCUGCAAUGACUUGGGGAAUGUUUGCUAUAGGUUAUCUUGAGCUCAAUAACACCUCUGAUGCGGCCAGAUUAUUUGAGAAACAAGAAGGAAAUGUUGCCACUCCUUUUAAUGUGUGGACAGAAAACGCUGAUGGUACAGGAGCCGUCAACUUUAUCACAGGGAUGGGAGGAUUUCUACAGUCUCUGUUGUUCGGUUAUGGUGGAUUCCGGAUUUAUCCGGAAAGAAUCGAUUUCCACGGACGUCUUCCGCCUUCCACCACGUGCUUCAACAUCACUGGAGUGGAUUAUCUAGGCGGAUCUUUAGACUUCUCUUUCACAGAUGAUACAACCACUGUUAAACUAACAAAAGAAGCGAAACACUCAAUGAAUCUGAAAUACGAGGAAAAAACUGUUCCCUUGAUACUUAACAAACAACACGUGUUUAAGUCGAAGCCAGCUUCACUACAACCCGAUUUUCCACCACUUCCAACCAGAAGUACAGUCACUUCCGGUACUAAAAAGGCCACAAAUGUGGCUAAACAUACGUCGUCUUCAUCGGUUUCAGUAUUGGCGCUGACUCUUAUGACUAUAUCUCGAUAUAUGUUUUUGUAGGAUUUAAACGGGUGCAAGUAACGUGCUGAUCUUGGAGCAUGCCGGAACAUGUUAUAACAAAAAUUAAAGGAGCAGUUAUCGUUUAUGAAUUAUUACCCCCCAGCAAUAACUUAUCAGGAUCACAACAGAAACUAGGGUUGACACAAAAGUCGUGGGAAAUGAUAACCCUAUAUAUUUUUCAUGAAUAAUCAUAUUACUUAAUACCGAGGUGUUAUUAUUGUUCCAUUAAUUUAACAUUGAACAUUACAUUUUAGCAUGAAUGGAUUUUGAAAACAAGAUAAUUUAAAUGGGAAAAUUGUCUAUUAAAAUUAUUCAGAAAUACAAGAUCUAUUCACCCCCCCCCCACCCCCGGAAGCAUGAUAGGGAUGAAAGGAUUUACAUGUACAUGUAGGUAUAUAUAGGAAAAAGGCAAAACAACAACUUUAACGAUAAAAUGCUUAUAUUCAUGCACUGCAUUGUUAUAUUCAAUUUAUCAGCUUAGAAUGAUACAAUUAAAUAUCAGUUAAUUCAAUUAAUUAUUUGAAUAUACUUCAUAAUCAUGCUUGGAAUAUUGAAUGCACUUAACAUAGCUACAUGUACAUCUAGGCAGAUAUACACAAGAUCGCGAUUUUAGAAGUAUAAAUGUGUUAUAUACUGUAGAUUUGUAAAUCAUAGUUGUUUGUGAUGUUUGAAUUAUUUAUGCUAAAAUUGAAAUAUCUAGAUUCACUCUCUGUCUUAUGACAGUUAAUUGAUCAUAUGAUGUUUGACUUGGAUAAACGGUUGAUAUGUAUUUCUAACAAAUAUCUAAAACUGUGUUGAAUAAAAUUUAUAAUGCAAAUUUUCA